AGUGGGGGUUCCCGUAUGUCAACAACUCAGCUUCCUGGAGACCAAAAAAACCACAAGCCCAGAGAGCGAGAGGCAUGAGAAAGAGACUGAGGCAGAGAGAGUGAGCAAGCAACUAGAGAAAAAGAGGAAGAGUGAGGCAGAGAGAGUGAAGGAGAGGAAGGAAGGGAAGGGCCCAUCGCCCUCAGGAUGGUUCAUCUUUCCGGCCGGUGUGGAUGACUGAGCUGGGACCAGACAUGCCGCUUCUCAUGGCCGUCAUUGGCUGCCUGACGGCUGCUAUCUCAGGCCAGACCACUCUGAACUUUCCUGCCUCAUCUGAAAAACUGGACAAUGUCCACAGCAUGGGAAACUUGACAUCACAUAUUGGAAAGAAGCCUGUCCGUCUGGUGAAUAGGACUGGCCUUUGCAGUGGCGCGGUGCAGGUCAAGAUGUCAGGGUCCUGGCAGCCUGUCUGUGAGGACUUCUGGAGCAACAGGGCCAGCCUCGCUGUCUGCAGGGAGCUGAAUUGUGUGAGGAUGGAGCCAGUGGUGCCUACUGUGACUCCAGCCCCAGAGAGACCAGAGCACCUCCCUGUGGGGAACAGGAGUGAGUUCCUCAACGACACCUGGGGCUCCCCUCUGCCUGUGUUCUGCGACCAGGGAGGCUGGGAAAGAUGCCAGGUACAGCCCUCUGCAUGCACCAGCGGGAGAUCAGCCAAGGUCGACUGUGCAGAGGUCCACGCCGUGAGGCUGGUGGAUGGAGGUGAUCGCUGUGCAGGUCGGGUAGAGUUGAAGGACAAAGGCUCCUGGGGGACUGCAUGCGACGAUGCCUGGGACCUGGCGGAUGCAAACGUUGUGUGCAAGCAGCUUGGCUGUGGUUGGGCUGUCGAGGCCCUGGAAGGCUCAUACUUCCAGAAGGGCGAAGGGCCCAUCCACCUGGAUGAGGUGAAUUGCUCUGGGAGUGAGCUCUCUCUGUGGGAGUGCCCGGCCCAGAGAAACCAUGACUGCGGUCACAAGGAGGAUGCUGGCGUGGUUUGCUCAGGCUCUCGGACCUUUAAUAUGUCACUGAUUCCCAAGACCUCCUCAAGUCCUCAGUUACCCACAACAGCAUCCUUUGUGCCCAUUGGAAUGCAAAAGAAGGAGCUUCGGGAGCAGCUCCUCCUCAUCUUCUGCAUCAUCCUAGGAAUUCUCCUCCUGGUGUCCCUCAUUGCUCUGACUUUCAUCUUUCUGAAGGCUAAAGGAAAGUAUGCACUCCCAACCAUGGAAAAUCAUAAUCAGCGGACAUCCACGGCCACCCUCGGAGGCAACAAUAGCUACCAGGAGGUCUCUAUCAUCAUCCCCAAAGAGGAAGCACCCAAGCCCUCCCUGCACGUGAAAGCCCCGCCCUCAAAGGACUCCGACUCCGACUCGGACUCUGAACGCUAUGAUUUCCACACCCAGCCCCCAGUGCCCCUCUCCACCUUCUAUAACUCCCAGAAGCACCGGGUGACUGAGGACAUGGCCCAGCAGAACAGAUUCAGGAUGCCCCCGCUGCAGGAGGAUGCCCCUGCCCCAGCUCUCAGAAUUACCAGAGGCACAGCAGUGAGUCCAGCACAUCUUCUGGGGAAGGUUACUGCAACAGUCCCACCAGCAGGCUGCCUCGAUCCGACUUCCCAGGCUUUUCUUCAGAGAGGAUCCAGUCCCUGGAGCAGCCUCCUAACCUGGAGCUGGCAGGGUCCCGGGCCACUCUGCCUGAUGUCCGUCUCCUGGCUUCUCAGAACUGUCCGCGGCACAACAGUGAAUCCAGCACCUCUUCUGGGGAAGAUUACUGCAACAGUCCCACCAGCAAGCUGCCUCGAUCCAACUUCCCAGGCUUUUCUUCAGAGAGGAAACUUCUGGAGCCGCCUCCCAACCUGGAGCUGGCUGGCUCCCGGGCCACUCUGCCUGGAAGCCACUCUAGAGUCGUUUCAGCAGGACCAGCGGCCGAGGACAGCUCCAGCACCUCCUCUGGGGAGUGCUAUGAGAAUUUUGGCUCAUCUCAGGAGCCUCCUACCCUGCCCUUUAUGUGUCCAGAGCCACCUACCACAGCAGUGAUGGGUAGUCAUGAAGAUGAUUCAUCUAGCGAAGAUUAUGAUGACAUUGGAGCUUCAUAGAGCAAGACCCAGAGAGAGAGAAGGAAGGAUACCUGUGGAUUACUGCGUCACCUGCCUCCCAUUCCUGCCUUCCUACCUUCCCUCCUAGAUCACCCAGAGCCACAAAACCAUACGGAUUCAGUUCUGGGAAUCUACCAAUUUGGAGCAAAAAAUCCCAUUCCCUACCCUGAGCUAAACAGUCUCCACCCUGCAAUUCCUGACCCUCAAACCAAUUAACAUUAGCUAAUAUGUCUUGACCCUACAAACCUAUGCCUGUGCUCUGGAUGAUGGGAGGAGAAUCCCAGGUCUGGAAGGAGCCUCAGCAGCCAUCUUCUCUGACACAGACUUCACCAAAAAUCCUUCCUAUGACAUUGCCAACAAAUGGUCGUGUAGCCUCCCCUUGACGGUCUCCAGUGGGGGGAAACCUGUUAUCUUCUGAGAUGGCCCGUUCCACUUUUGGACAGCUCAACUUGCUAUGAAGUUCCUCCAGACAUCAAGCCUAAAUCUGGCCCUCUGACCCCAGCCCCACGCUUCCAUCACCACUGCUCCUCAUUCCAUCCUCUAGAGCCAAGCAGAACAAUCCUUCUACCCUGUGACAUUGAAGAGACUUUUCAUGUCCUCUGUGUCUUCUUUUGUCAAAUGUAAAUACCCCAAGUUCCUUCAGCUGGUCCUCACGGGGCCCCCUUGCCCUUGCCAGCAUGCCCCUCACUGAUUAGGGAGGUCUUCAUUCUCAGGCGGGUUGCCCUCAAGUUGUCCCCAUAGUAUCACAGGACAAGGGCUUGAUUUUGAAAAAGAGGACCUGGGGUUGGAUCCUGGCUCUGCUACUAUCUACAGGCCCUUGGGCAAGUCACUUCUCUCUGAGCCUCAGUCUUCUCAUCAAAAAGGGGGAUUGAACUAGAUGAUCUAGAAUAUCCCUUUGAGCUCAAAAUCCUAUACUGUAUCAUUGCUAAGAUGCUGACUGUUGCCCUCUGCCCAAGGCUUUCCCAACCUCCCUAUUAUAAUAGUACCUGCUAAGCACGGCAGAAGCCAUAGCAGGAGCCAGACCUAUGGGGAGUUCCUCAGGGCACCAUCCCUGGGAAUCCCAGGAGGCACCAGUGCUUCCAGUGGAGACCUUGUCUCGUACCUGGAGAGAGACUGCUUCUCCCCAGCACACUGUCAGUUCCCAAGAAGCAGGGGCCAUGUGCCUGGGCCAGAAGAUACAUUCAAGUGGAUGCUGAUGGAGGAAGGGUGAAACAGGAACCCACAAUUCCUUCCCAUCCCCCUCUAGAUGAGACUUGCAGAGGUCAGUUUUAUUUUCCCAUUGGUAAAAAAAAAAAAGAAUGUAGCUUCCAGAGAAAUGACCAUUGUCCAUAGUUUUCCCUCAAUCCCUGGAUUGAGUCCCAGAGAAUCAGGAGAAGAGACUGAGUCACUCAUUCCUGACUACCCUAAAAAUAAAUGAGCUUUCUAAGCAAAAAA
Molecule: messenger RNA, 3541 nt
Organism: Phascolarctos cinereus (koala)
Lineage: Eukaryota; Metazoa; Chordata; Mammalia; Diprotodontia; Phascolarctidae
Gene: CD6
Product: CD6 molecule
Biological process (GO): zymogen activation
Cellular component (GO): plasma membrane
Molecular function (GO): serine-type endopeptidase activity
Source: RefSeq, a predicted model, not a curated record